Molecule: messenger RNA, 840 nt
Organism: Entelurus aequoreus (snake pipefish)
Lineage: Eukaryota; Metazoa; Chordata; Actinopteri; Syngnathiformes; Syngnathidae
Product: BAH and coiled-coil domain-containing protein 1-like
Exons: 4
Coding region: 355-840 (161 amino acids)
Source: RefSeq, a predicted model, not a curated record
CCGACUUUGAGGCAGCUCUCAUGGAGAUAUUGACGGAGCUCACACCGCCACACUCCAUUUGAACAUUUAUACUCUUUUUUUAUUUUAUUUUAUAAUUUUUUUUUUUUAAAUGGGCGUCGCACUCUUAUUUUCACCUCCACUCGCGGCGUUUUCUGCCCUUUUUAAUUCAUUCCCGUGCAAGGAUUUAACAAAAAAGAUGAUCCAGAUCGACAAUUCCGGCUGCGCGGGCCUGCGUACGACUGAUUGCAACACAUAGAUCCCGAAAAGGAUUAUUAUUCAUAUAUGGGCUGCAUUUGAUUUUUUUUUUUUUUUGACCCCCCGCUUCCAACCCCGGAUUUGGGAUUACUCUUGGGAAUGGAAGGACGGGAAUUCGCAGCUCCGGCCCAUCUCCUCUCAGAGCGAGGCGCCCUGGUGCACAGGGCCACCUCUCGGAUCGCCCCCUCCGGCCACGGCUCCGUGCAGCACACCGGCCACUUCCCACCGGGGAAAUACUACCCCUCGCACAUACCAAUGGCUCCACACUCAGGAAGUGGAUUGAUGGGAAACUCCUCCGCCUCCUUCAUGGGGACCUUCCUGGCCAGUAGUCUGGGCUCACCGCCGUCGCACCCGUCACACCAUUCCCGGCCGCCCUCCUCGCCUUCCUCGCCCUCCUUCCGAGGUGGACCCCAUUCCGGCGCCUCGCAAAUAUGGUUCUCCCAUUCCCAUGAAGGUCAGACGGUCAGAGGGAGCAAGAACCCCGUGCGCUGUUUGGGGCUGAUUGCUUCCUGGGUGAGUCACGACUCUUGGAUAGCCCGCCAGUGUUUAAAGGACUACCCAAGGGAUUAUAUGAGACCUUUGUGA